Prosopis cineraria is the source of this 1097-nucleotide messenger RNA. Its product is annotated as transcription factor MYB46-like. The transcript has 2 exons. The record is from RefSeq and is a predicted model, not a curated record. Lineage: Eukaryota; Viridiplantae; Streptophyta; Magnoliopsida; Fabales; Fabaceae. Bases 57 to 767 code for a protein of 236 amino acids.
UUGGACAUGGUGAGAGGAACAUAACUGGGUCCAGAUCCAGGUUACUGCGUAGUGCAAUGAGGAAGUCCGAGCCCCCUGGAAAAAACAAGCAGCUUAGAAAGGGUUUAUGGUCACCGGAAGAAGAUGACAAGCUCAUGAGGUUCAUGCGCAACAAUGGACAGGGUUGUUGGAGUGAUGUGGCCAGAAAUGCUGGCUUGCAAAGGUGUGGCAAAAGUUGUCGCCUUCGUUGGAUCAAUUAUUUGAGGCCCGAUCUUAAACGAGGCGCUUUCUCACCCCAAGAGCAACAACUCGUUAUCCAUCUGCACUCCCUUCUUGGCAACAGAUGGUCUCAGAUUGCGGCACACAUGCCAGGACGAACAGACAAUGAAAUCAAGAACUUUUGGAAUUCCACGAUUAGAAGAAGGCUCAAGAACUCUUUGGCCACAAAUGACGUCGCCAAUAUGGGAGGAUUCGUUUCAGCUCAAGAUCAACAAAGCAUUAACGUACCCAUGUUCAACCCUCGUCCCUCACCGCCCACAGCAGACAAGAGUCCUGCGGGAGGAAUAUUCUCAGCAAGUCGCGGGGUUGAGAAGGUAGAUACUGGAACAUCAGAAUGGGAUGAGUUGUUUGUUCCUCCUCUGGAGAGUACUUCUAACCUCAAAGUGGAGAGCACGUGCCACGCACGCUCGGCCAAUGCUUACUUUGAAGACGCAAACGGUGGGGUUAAUAGCUGCAGAAGCAACAGUAACAGAGGCCACCAGGUGGAGGAUUUAUUUCAACAAAGUUAAUCAGCAUGGGACAGUGGAAUCUGGAGGAUCUGAUGAUGGACAUCUCCUCCUCUUCCUUCCUUGAUUUUUCUGAUCAACACAUCAGCUCCCAUCCAAGCUCCUUUUAAAUUGUAUGUAGUAACAACAAUUCGCCACAGCACGUAACUGAAUUUUCCCAGAACCACCACCACCCCAUGUAUCCAUCUACUUGCAACCCUGUAAUAUUUGUAAUUUCCCCCUUAUAUUAUAUUGGAGCAUGGUCAAAUAUUGAUGAGGGGGUCUCCAAGUGAAUGAUCACGUGCUGCAAUUAAAGACAUGCAAGUUCCAGUUUAGGCGGACCUACUUGUUAGU